GUGGCUUUAAAGCGUUUGGUCCUCCCAUAAACCCGGAAGUAGUGUGAAGGUCUUCGGCGAUGGUUGGAGUUUAAAUAAGCUUUCACUGUUGUAGACCCACAGUCGAUGUGAAAAUGGGUGUUAAAAUAGAAAUGUUUAGAAUGAUGCUGUAUCUGUCCUUUCCUGUGACCAUGUUCUGGAUCUCAAAUCAAGCAGAGUACUUUGAAGAGUACAUAGUAAAGAGAAAGAGAGAGAUCUUCCCCCCUGACGAGGGAAUGCAUAGGAAAGAGUUGGAGGACUUCAAAGAGAGAAUGCGUGUUCGUAAGGAGCGGCGAAUAUUAAAAGACAUUUCUUUGGAAUCUGAGAACUAAGGAUUAUGUGUGGAAGAUAUGUGCUCAGCACCACCAAUGGAGGACUAUCUAUAAUUGUUUCUGAAAAGUUAACACAUCCCAAAGGUGUGCUGGGCAGGGAUUAAUUAUGCCAUACCAAAUAAGUCGAAUGUUAUGUAUUAUGGACAUGUGUGACAUUUUCAUCCGAGACUUUUCAAAUGUCAAAAUGCUUUGUUUGAAUGUCUGGUCAUUCAUAAAAUAAUUAUUUGAGUUAUAUAUCUAGUUGGAUCUAAUGUAAUUAUCAUGAUUUAUUUUAUGAGGUGCAGUGCCUAUAAAAUGUUUUCACCCCCUUGGAUUUUUGGUGUUUUACAACAUUGUAUUACAGUGGAUGUAGUUAGGCAUUUCUGAUGCCUAAUCAACAGAAAGAGACCUUAAUGCCGAAGUGUAAAACAAAUCUCCAUAAACUGAUUUGAGUUCAGCACAAACAUAAAACACAAAGUGAUUACAAGCAAUUAUUAGAGGCACAUGUGGCAGCAAUUACUGUCUUUCAUUUAUGAUAUACAUUCUGGGUAGUUUUAGUUUUAUGUUCUGGAUUAUUGGACAAUUUCCCUUAUGUUACAGUUAACUUACAGAUUGCAGCAAGGUUUUUUUGAGCGUUGCCUCAGCAUGAUGCUACCACCACCAGGCAAUAUUGCAGAUACAGUGCACUUCUGGUAAUGUCUGGGUUGUGUUGUUCAUCAUCCAUAUGUUUAGUAUGAUGACCAAAAAACUUGUUUUAUGGUCAUCAGACCAUAUUACCCCUUUCCAUGUUUUAAAUGCUUUCUCAUACUUUCUGGCAAACCGUACCUAUGCAAUGCUGAAUAUUUGUUAACAGUAUCUUUCUUAUAAGAUUAGUUAUUGUGCUGCAGAGGUUUUGAAUGUUGCUUUGUCUACAUGAUUUUUGCACCUUGCAGAUGUCCUAAACAACUGGCUGCACCAGUCAGCUGUGUGAUUCUGUGGGGGACGUAAAAGCCUAUUUACAUCCACUGUGUUUGUUUGACACCACAGGCACUGUUUAUGUGUAUUCGUCUUGUUAACAUGUAUUUUUUAAUGCUGUUGUUUUUCAUUAAGAUCAUAAUUUGUUGGUUUUGUUUCACCUAUUCUAGAAGCAUAGAUUUCCCUAAUGGAUAUGGUUGUGAUAUGAAGAGAUGUAUCUCAUGUGCUGCAUUCUAUGGUCACUUUGUGAGCAGUGGAUUGCUGGUUUGAAUACCUGGAUUAUCAGCCAAUAUUUUGAGUAGGAACGGGAUGUGAGUGACUAACUUGAGCAGAGGCAUUGGCUGUCCAAAUGAAGUGUGACCCAAAUGUAACUCCUGGUACAAGGCGAACAAUGCAGAUGACUCAAAUAUGUGACCGAUCAUGGUUUCCCCUGUAAUUCCUGUGUGUGUGUUAAUGCUUUUUAGAAAUUACUUACUAUUGCUUAGAGUGUAAAUAUCCAUUUGAAACCCUAUUUGGAAGUGGAAUGAUGCGAUAACAUAUGUUACAGUGCUAUCGAGUCUCCAUCUCCACUUACCUGUGAAUUUGGCACUGAAUGUCGCUAAAAUGAUGUGCUGAUUGAUAUGGAAAAAGCAUCAGUUUCAAGAUAAUGUUUUUUUAAGAGAUAGCACUUGUUCUCACAUACUUUUGAAAAAAACAGAUCAAUAAAUAAUUUUGAAUAUGA
Messenger RNA from Micropterus salmoides (largemouth bass), 2004 nucleotides. Its product is annotated as protein PET100 homolog, mitochondrial. The coding region runs from base 114 to 350 and encodes 78 amino acids. Gene Ontology annotation, biological process: mitochondrial respiratory chain complex IV assembly. Gene Ontology annotation, cellular component: mitochondrial inner membrane; mitochondrion. The record is from RefSeq and is a predicted model, not a curated record. The transcript has 4 exons. Lineage: Eukaryota; Metazoa; Chordata; Actinopteri; Centrarchiformes; Centrarchidae.